Molecule: messenger RNA, 877 nt
Organism: Oppia nitens
Lineage: Eukaryota; Metazoa; Arthropoda; Arachnida; Sarcoptiformes; Oppiidae
Product: calcium release-activated calcium channel protein 1-like
Exons: 2
Coding region: 116-877 (253 amino acids)
Biological process (GO): store-operated calcium entry
Cellular component (GO): membrane
Molecular function (GO): store-operated calcium channel activity
Source: RefSeq, a predicted model, not a curated record
AAACAAUGAUUUGAAGUGUUAUUAUGUUUAACAUAAUAUGUUAACAAUGAUUAUAAUUACAAUAACCGUAAUAUUUAUUAUUUAAUGCAUUUUUAGUAUCAAUAUAUGCUUUGGUAUGCUAUGCAGUGAUUAUUAUUUUACCGUCGAUGAUGACAACAAUAUGAGGUCAAAGGUCAAAAUGAUGAGGUCUUCGGCCGUCUAUUUUGAUAUCAAAAAUCUAUAUCUGAGUCGAUCUAAACUAAAACAGUCGUCUCAAGUGUCGGCACUGUUGUCGGGAUUUGCAUUAGUAGCUAUGGUGGAAAUGGAUGUCAAAACCGAGGGCGACAACAAAGUACCAUUUGCUUUGCUAUUGACAUUCAUAAUAGUGACCACAUUGUUAGUGUCAGUACAUAUGCUGGCGUUGAUGAUCUCCACGUGUAUAUUACCGCACAUCGAUGCCGUGGCCAACAUGGGUGACAGCGGCGGUGAUGGCAGCGGUAAUGGAUGGGCUCCGGCCUAUGAGGAAUCGCCGCACCGUAAGAUGAGACACUAUACAUCCAUUGCAUGGUUUUUCUCAACAGUUAUCGGCAUUUUUCUCUUUCUACUGGAGCUGACAAUCAUAGUUUGGAUCAAAUUUUGGUAUCUUUACGGCGGUUGGGUAGCCAUAGUGUCGACCAUAUUGUUGAUACCAGUUAUCGGCGCCUUUCUAUUUUUUGCCUACAAUUUCUAUCAUAAAUUAGUUAACUAUAAGUUCCAGAGGACGGAACUGGUACUUAAAGAGUUGGAACAGUUGGCCCAACAGUUGGAUACUAACACUACUGAUGAUAAUAAUGAUAAUUAUAAUAAUAGUAAUCACAGUAAGACUAUUGCAAUCGGCAGUCAGUUGAUGACUGUCUAA